UGCUUGUCAGUAAAAGUAAAUGCUAUCGGUACAGCGCAUAUAGAUGAACUUUACAUGAAGUUUACUGCAUUGUCUUCCAAAUAUUGUUCAAGAAUGUUUCUAUUCCUCCUGGUCUGCAUGCUGGGGUCAUGCUUCUGUGGCAAGGAGAGUGGUCCGUCAUUCCUGGGGCGUCCUGAGUUGUUUGGCCCUUCCAUGGCCGUAGUCAAUGAGGUCGUUGACAUUACGUGUCUUCUGUCCGUCUACCCGAAGAAUGAAGCCAUCCUAAUGGAGUUGUUCAAGGAGGGGAACCAUAAGAAGUUGCUGGGGUUCUACAGUUCCCUCGACGGGGGAAACGCGUCCUUCCCCAUCAUGAUCAAAACUUCCCACGAGGGCAACCUGGAGUGUGUGGCCACGGCACAGAACAAUUCUCUCUUGCAGCCUGCUGUCAGCUAUACGCACUACCUCCAGGUUAUUGAACCGGUUGCAGGUGCAGAGGUCAUUAUAGAAUCAGGUCAAGAGGAGUUCUUUGAGGGAGGGACCCUGAAGCUGAGAUGUACUGUAAAGGCUGGGAAUCAUCUCUCCUACAAGUGGCUCGUAAAUGGUCAGCUGGUCUCAUCGUCUCCCCUUCGCUAUGUGGUAGAUGAUCAACUCCUUAUCUACAGAGCCUCCAGUGCAGACAGCGGUUCCUACAUGUGUGUCGCUGCCAACCAAUACAGCGCAACAAGAGACUUUGCAUCCAACAGCUCCGAAGUGGUAAUCACAGUCAAAGACGUGGUGUCAAAUCCUGACAUUUCCAUCAGGGUGCUGAAGGAGGACCCUCACAACUAUGUGGCCGUGGUCACAUGCCAGUCGAGCAGAGGGACGCCGCCUGUCACCUUCUCCCUCUACAACAGGACGGAACUGGCUUUCGAAAUGACAGCCGACAAGAGAGAAGCCACGUUUAAGGUCCCCCUGGUUUUAGAGCGACACUUAGGGUGGCUCCAGUGCCAGGCUAACAACGGUGAUAAGGUUGCAUACAGUACCUGGUUGCCCUUAGAAGUCGUGAGAGUUGGCGGCCCAGUGACGAUGAAGUACGACUACGACAUCGGAGACAACUACGCUGUGACGGGCCUGAGGUUCUAUUGCAAGGCGAGGAAAGGAUCUCACCCGCAGUACAAGUGGUUCGUCAACCAAACCGUCCUGGAAGGCCGAGGAAGCUUCUACUACACGGUCCAUCAGCCGCCAGAACUGUCCAUCCUCCUGCUGUCCGUAGGGAGCAGCAGUGCCGGGGUGUACCGAUGCGAAGUGUCUGACAUUUUCGACAACAGCACUGCCAUCAGCAGCAACAGGCAGUAUUUAGACAAAGACGUGCUGAAUCGUCUCCCGCUCAUUGUGGUGGCCGUUGUCUUUGGAUGCUUCGCUUUCUUGCUCGUCCUUGUCGCCGCUUGUUGUUGGACCGGAGUGUUGUUCCGAAAAAGGCAGAUUAAGGAGAAGUCCAUUGUGGGCCAGAAGAUGGAGACGUUCCAAGCGUGUGAGGACGAGCUGGAAGUGUCCGACUAUCACAAGGAUAUGGAGAUGACAACAAAACAUAUUGCCGCCUAUUGAGUUAUCGUGUCUGUGCUAAUUUACUAGGGCUUUCAAGUGAUUACCGUAUUUUUCGGACUAUAAGUCGCAGUUUUUUUUUCAUAGUUUGGCCAGGGGUGCGACUUAUAUUCAGGAGGGACUUAUGUGUGAAAUUAUUAACACCUUACCGUAAAAUAUCAAAUAAUAUUAUUUAGCUCAUUCACGUAAGAGACUAGACGUAGAAGAUUUCAUGGGAUUUAGCGAUUAGGAGUGACAGAUUGUUUGGUAAACGUAUGGCAUGUUCUAUAUGUUAUAGUUAUUUGAAUGACUCUUACCAUAAUAUGUUACGUUAACAUAGCAGGCACCUUCUCAGUUGGUUAUUUAUGCCUCAUGUAACGUACACUUAUUCAGCCUGUUGUUCACUAUUCUUUAUUCAUUUUAUAUUGACUUUCUAAUGUCUAUUCUUGGUGUUGGGUUUGAUCAAAUAAAUUUCCCAAAAAAAUGUGACUUAUAUAUGUUUUUUUCCUUCUUUAUUAUGCAUUUUCGGCAGGUGCGACUUAUACUCCGGAGCGACUUAUACUCCGAAAAAUACUGUAUUUUUUAAAUCAGAUUAAUCAAAUUAUUGAGCUGUAAUUAAUCAUGCAUUACAGUGUAUGUACUACAGUGUAUUACUCGAAUUAAAAAUUAACAGAAGAAAAUAUCCCAAUAUUUGGACACAAAUUCAAAUUUGUAGUCAGAAUGAAACAUUUUAAUUAACUGCAAGGAAUUAAUUUGUUUAUAACUUGGUGACAUUAAGUAUAGUAAGAAUUAAGUGCACAUUUACACAGUAUUUGCAAUAAUAUUGCAAACAAGGUACAUUUAGUAAACACAGCAGGGUUUCCCCUAGACUGCCAAGAUGCAUGUGGCGGGCGGUAAGGGGGGAAUGGUCAAUAUGACGUCAUCGAAUAAUUUGCAGAAUCUGCUAUCCCAGCUCCCCCUGUGACCCCAUAAGGGACAAACGCUAGAAAAUGGAUGGAUGCUGUGAUGAUAUGAUUUUAUUUAGUGUUUUUUUAUUUUACAAUUGACUCUCCUUACUUUUAUCCUGCUUUUUGAAUGUGUGUUUUAACUCCCGUGCAACACUUUGUGAAACUUUUGUUUUUUUAAAUGUGCUAAAUAAAGUUGAUUAGAUUGGAUAAAAAUAUUGGAUAAAAAAACAUUUGGUAAGUAAAAAAGAAUCUAAAAUAAAUAACAACCCCACUUUGCAUUAACUUGUUUUGCUUGGUCGAAUAACUUUGAUAGUAGUUGUACUGAUGAAAAUACAAAGUAGUACUCUCUUCUCUUAUCCGGAUUGAUGCUUAAUUUGGCGCAAAAAUGUUACGGAAUGUGCUUUAAAAAUUUUAAAAUUGGUGCCGAGGUGAGGAAAAUUCAAAGCGCAAUGUAGCAAGGGACAACUGUAUUGGUUUUACAAUUGCAUGGAAAAAAUGGGAAUAAUUGUAUUAUUUUGUUUAUAUUUGUACAUUGUCUUAUAUUGCUGUAUUUAUAUAUUGUUAAAUUGUGUUGAUUAAAAAAUUCCUAAAAUA
This is a messenger RNA of Nerophis ophidion (straightnose pipefish), 3080 nucleotides long. Its product is annotated as Fc receptor-like protein 5. Gene Ontology annotation, biological process: cell surface receptor signaling pathway. The transcript has 12 exons. NCBI's taxonomy places the organism in Eukaryota, Metazoa, Chordata, Actinopteri, Syngnathiformes, Syngnathidae. Gene Ontology annotation, molecular function: transmembrane signaling receptor activity. The coding region runs from base 55 to 1563 and encodes 502 amino acids. The record is from RefSeq and is a predicted model, not a curated record.